Molecule: messenger RNA, 2934 nt
Organism: Pseudoliparis swirei
Lineage: Eukaryota; Metazoa; Chordata; Actinopteri; Perciformes; Liparidae
Gene: ppp1r1b
Product: protein phosphatase 1, regulatory (inhibitor) subunit 1B
Exons: 5
Coding region: 302-913 (203 amino acids)
Biological process (GO): intracellular signal transduction
Cellular component (GO): cytoplasm
Molecular function (GO): protein phosphatase inhibitor activity
Source: RefSeq, a predicted model, not a curated record
CUUCAGCUUCACAGGUCGUAAAGAAGGGGAGCAAGAGGGAGAGGUAAAGGAUAACACUGGCACAUGCUGGAGAGGGAACGACGACAGGAGGUGAAAAAAGAGAGAUUGUGUUCAGUUUAGUGCUUUUUUUUAAGAGAAGGACGUCAGGAAGUGAAGCAGUGAGGCAGGAGUGAGGCAGGAGAGAGGUCUUCAGGAGUGGGGUUACCCAGCAGUGGGAGGUUUCUCCAGGGAGGUUAUAGUCAUCCUCAGCACGACCCCUUCCUCUCCUCCACUGGGAGUCAGACGCCCGGGAUACAGAACCAUGGAGCCCUCUGAUUUGACCGAGGUCGAAGGGGAGGCCAAGGAUAGGAAGAAGAUCCAUUUUGCUAUGCCGACCUCUGUGCCCACCAAUCUGGACCCUCGGCAAGUGGAGAUGAUCCGACGCAGGAGGCCAACGCCUGCCACACUGUUUAGAGUAGCCGACCAAUCAUCUCCUGAUGAUGACCAGUCCACCCAUCAGUCGGUCGUAGGAGAGAACGGAGUGCUGAAACCAAAACGUGUCAAUCCAAACGUGUAUCAGCCUCCAUCACUCAAAGCUGUGCAGAAGAUGGCCGAAGCACAAAUGCAGAACCUAGGUAUCUACCCCCCUUUGGAAGAGCCUUGUGAAGGGGAGGAGGAUUGGGACCACUGGCAGAGAGAGAGAGAGGAGGGAGAGGACACAUCUCCCACCAACACUGCUGAUCACCAAGAGACGGCGACCACUGAGCGCUCAGUCAAGUUCUCCGACGUGAGAGAGACGGCCAAGCAGAUCCAUGCAGCACCGGAGGAGGAGAAGGAGGAGGAGGAGGAGGAGGAGGAGGAGGAGGAGGAAGAAGAAGAGGAGGGGAACAGAAUCAAAGAGACAACAGAGGAGAACAGUCGGGGGAGUAACUGAGAGAGAGAGAGAGAGAGAGAGUGAGAGAGGAUGAAAGAGGGAGAGAGAGAGGUUGGGUAAACUGGGGAGAGAGAGGUGAGCAGAUGGGUUUGUGCUGCUUUGUGGUCGUGUGAAGACGAGUGAGGAAGAGGAAGAUACUUCCAUGGAAUCCAACAUGAGAGCAAAUAUCAUAGAUCCCUGUACUGCCUCCCCUCUAAAGGUUGAAGGUACCGGGGGAUGAAAGAGAGCACAGAGAGGCAGUUUGUGUAUGAGCAGGUGAGGAAUGAUCUACAGGCUCUUUGGCCCUAAUGACUGACAGGGGUCAACGAGGUCAACGUGACCGAACACCAGUCGGGCCAGUCCUCCCUCCGCCGUGACGCUUCUUCUGCAGGCCUAAAUGUUCCUUGAGGGAAAAUAGUUCCACAAUAAUCUGACUAGCACACGUAUAAACUCUCUUGGAUACAACCUUUUCUAAAGUACUUGAAGGUCUUUAAAUGAGUGAGAUACACUCUAUACGCUUUAUUUAGAAACGUCUCCGUUCUGAUUCGCAGCAUAUUCAAUGUUGAGAUUAAAUGUACAAGCGCUGCCAUCUCGUGGUAGAAGUUUGAUCACAGUUUAAAGUGAUACUCCAACCAAUCCAGCAGAUUGUGGUGCUUAAUAUUCUCAUGAAGUGAAAUCCAGUGAUAUGUGUGUUAUGGUCAACAUUUAUUUAAAGUAUUUUAAUUGGGUAAUUGUCUCUCUAUAGAGCAGUUUAUACUGGGAGUCUGCCUGAGGGAUUCAAAUGACCUAAAAAUAAAGGACUCACAUUGUGACGUGUAAUUCUUUAUUACCGUUUUUUAAAUGAUCUCUGAUUGGUAUCAGCCUAACUGUUUACUUUUCACUCUCAUAACACUGUAUCAGAGGUGUGUGUUAAAUUACCACACUGAGGUCUUAUGGAUUAUAACUUUAACCUCUGGACUGCUUGAGGGAGAUCUGCAGAUGUAAUCGAUUUUAAUUAAUGUAUAAAUUGAUUCCUCAGACCAUUUAUUGAUCAUAAUCUGCUUCUAUUCUGCCGUUUAGUUGCAUCUUCUAAAAUUCAAUCUCUUGUAAAAAGAAAGAUGGCAGAAAUAUUUGGAGUAUCACUUAAGAAAUCCUUUCUUUGUGUGUGUUAUUGUGUUAAAUCCAUGAGCAAGUGAGUGUUUAGGAUAUUUCAUACCACAGUAUGCUUAUAAAUAAAUCUUUAAAGGGCAAAGCUACCUCUAAUUAGUUUGAAAUACACCACCCAAUCGUUGCCUCCAUGUGUCACACAUCUGAACUGGAUUCUUUGCGAAUUUAGGAGUCAAGAAACUUGAUUUAAAAUCCAAUAUUGUUGACUUAUUUCGGAUUUGUUCGUGCUCAUGCAUUCCCUUUUGUAUGUUAACAAUUUUCUAUUGUCAUCUUUUUAAUUGUAUACAUAGAUCUGUUGUAAGAGCUAUUUUUCUAAUCUAAUGUCCAGUGUUUGGGUAGCAGAGCGCUGUCAAUGUUUCUAUACGGUUAAUGACGUUUGAACAAAAUGGUCACUGAAAAAUCUUUCUGACCUAUUUUGUUUUUGUCCCAGAUGCUCGCUUGUUCUCUCUUUUCUUCGAGUCAACAACAAUUCAUGAAUGCUUUUAGUCAGCUUCUAACUAAAGAUACAGGAUUUCAUGUAGAAGAAGGUUUCCAGUUGUGACACAGGAUGAAUAAACCUUGUUGUUUGUAUUAUUUGGGCUGCAGUUUGCAUAUAAAAACGGUAUGAAACUUUGACCUCUGACCUGCCCAAAUAGUGGGAUGACUGGACGCGACUGUGUAGCCGAUGGCGUCCUCCCUUCUCUCUGUUCACCUCCCCUUUCCACCUGGGUCAGAAGAAAUCAACCAAGGGAAGACAUGUAUGAACUCUAAUGCUUAGUCUGUCUUUAUUUUUAUUUCAUUUUUCUCUAUUCUCUUGUUUCUCAAUGUAAUGUGGUUGUUUUUAAAGUGUGCAACAAUAUGAUAUCAAAAUAAACCGUAUUUCCUUUCUCCUUUGAAUUGAACCGAAAGUAAGGAAA